Pyricularia pennisetigena is the source of this 1260-nucleotide messenger RNA. RefSeq lists its product as uncharacterized. The record is from RefSeq and is a predicted model, not a curated record. Lineage: Eukaryota; Fungi; Ascomycota; Sordariomycetes; Magnaporthales; Pyriculariaceae. Gene Ontology annotation, molecular function: transferase activity; structural constituent of ribosome; RNA binding. The transcript has 3 exons. The coding region runs from base 1 to 1260 and encodes 419 amino acids. Gene Ontology annotation, cellular component: large ribosomal subunit; ribosome. Gene Ontology annotation, biological process: cytoplasmic translation.
AUGUUGGCGACGCAAAAUUCUUCUCGCCCGGAUUCGAGGUGUGCGCCAAAACCUGACCUUUGCGCUGCUUUUGAGCGCUUUACUUACGCCGCCAUGCUUCAACCGAGGUUGAGGCCUUGGGCCCUUGGUGGCACGCUAUCUGCUUGCCAGACGGCCAUGCGACAAUGUCUUCAGCGCGGCUACGCCAUGUCGGUGCAAACGCCGCCCAGGAUUGUCACCGAGCCACAGCCGGAUGGUUCAGUCCUCACCUUUCAGCAAGAGCCCGGCCUCAGCAAAGCGGAGCCGACUUCGACGCUGAUGCGAACCUACAAGCCUCGAACCCCCGGUGUCCGUCACCUGAAGCGACCGAUUAACGACCACCUCUGGAAGGGGCGCCCAUAUCUGCCACUCACCAUACCCAAGAAGGGUCAGUCCAAGGGCGGCCGCAACAACACGGGCAGGAUCACGGUCCGCCAUCGCGGUGGUGGUGCCAAGAGGCGUAUACGUACCGUGGACUUUGAUCGCAAGGACCCGGGCCCCCAACUGGUCGAACGUAUCGAGUAUGAUCCCGGUCGAAGCGCGCACAUCGCCCUGUUGACCCACCAGGAGACCGGCAAGAAGUCGUACAUUGUGGCCGCUGAGGGCAUGCGGGCUGGUGACAUUCUGCAAAGCUACCGCGCUGGUAUUCCUCAGGAACUUCUGGACAGUAUGGGUGGUUUCAUCGACCCUGGUAUUCUGGCGUCUAAGACGGCCUUCCGUGGCAACUGCUUGCCGGUGCACCUUAUUCCGUCCCAGACCAUGAUCUACUGUGUAGGGUCAGCGCCGGAUAGAGGCGCUGUUUUCUGCCGGAGUGCUGGCACUUACGCCGUCAUCGUGGCCAAGGAUGAGGAGGUCAAGGCCGACGGUUCCAGGGUCAUGACGGGCAAGUAUGUGACCAUUAGGCUCCAGAGUGGUGAGAUUCGCAGAAUUAGCAAGGACGCCUGUGCUACCGUUGGAAGGGCGAGCAACCCGAUGCACCAAUACCGCCAACUUGGUAAAGCUGGAAGGAGUCGAUGGUUGAACAUCAGACCGACAGUCCGUGGUGUUGCUAUGAACGCUAAUGACCAUCCUCACGGUGGUGGUCGUGGUAAAUCCAAGGGUCGGAGACACCCGACGAGUCCCUGGGGCACACUGGCUAAAGGUGGUUUCAAGACGAGAAGGACGAACAACCCUAACCGCUGGGUUGUUGUUCCUCGUGAGCGCAACAUGGGCAAGCGGAGAGCCAAGAAGACUUCCUCUUAA